Selaginella moellendorffii is the source of this 517-nucleotide messenger RNA. Its product is annotated as guanine nucleotide-binding protein subunit gamma 1-like. The transcript has 4 exons. The record is from RefSeq and is a predicted model, not a curated record. Gene Ontology annotation, biological process: G protein-coupled receptor signaling pathway. Bases 84 to 461 code for a protein of 125 amino acids. Lineage: Eukaryota; Viridiplantae; Streptophyta; Lycopodiopsida; Selaginellales; Selaginellaceae.
UUAGGGCGCGGCGUAGUGGAAACGGUGAUCGCGCUAGCGCUUCCUGGGAUUGAUGAUCGAUCUCCAGGAUUGCGCCCCCAAGAAUGCAGGUAGAGCGUAAUCCAGGGGUAGCAGCGAGUGCGCUGGACGAGAUGGAGGGAAAUUUCGCUUCCUCGACUCAGGAGCCGCGAACACCUCCUGGAUUAGCAGCGGGCGUCGCCGAUGUUCGAGGCAGGCAUAGGAUCCGCGUGGAGCUCAACAAGAUCCAGGAGGAGAAUCGAUUGCUCCAGGAGGAAUCUCAAUUGCUCGAUUCUGCUCCUCCGGCAUCCAAGGCCUGCAAAGAGAUGAUCGACUUCAUGGCGUCUAGUCCCGACCCAUUCAUCACCAAGCCGUCUUUGCAGCAGCAAGAGCCCGCUUGGAAUCGCUGGUUUGAAACUCCAGUUGACUCCACAGCCUGCUGUUGCUGGAGCUUGACUCAUUGACGAAGGAAUGUGCUUUUUAUCUCGUUGGAAAUUCAAGGGGCCUCUAUUUUGUCUCA